This is a messenger RNA of Lodderomyces theae, 1614 nucleotides long. RefSeq lists its product as uncharacterized. Gene Ontology annotation, cellular component: cytoplasm. Gene Ontology annotation, molecular function: NEDD8 activating enzyme activity. The coding region runs from base 1 to 1614 and encodes 537 amino acids. The record is from RefSeq and is a predicted model, not a curated record. The transcript has a single exon. Lineage: Eukaryota; Fungi; Ascomycota; Pichiomycetes; Serinales; Debaryomycetaceae. Gene Ontology annotation, biological process: protein neddylation.
AUGACGGUUGACAAAGAAACACAAUAUGAUAGGCAAUUGCGUUUAUGGGCCACUUCAGGACAACUGAACUUGGAAAGGAGCCAUAUUGCACUAAUCAAUGUUAGUGCCACCGGAUGUGAAGUGUUGAAGAAUUUGAUCUUACCAGGGAUAGGUAAAUACACCAUUAUUGAUGACAAAGAAGUAACACAGGAAGAUUUAUCAUCGAAUUUCUUUCUCAAGUUGAAAGAUCUCGGUAAGAAAUUGGCCCACUGUGUCAAGACAAACUUGAAUGAAUUGAAUACCGAUGUCCAAGGUUUCGCCAUUGAAAAGUCACUUGAACAAGUCUUGGCAAACGAUAAAGAAAACAGCUUUUGGGAUCAGUUCCAUUGUGUUAUUGUUAGCAACUAUACUCCCAGGUUGCAUGAAUUGAUUGACAUACUUUGGGAUAAACACAUUCCGUUACUUGUCGUUAACACUGUGGGAUUUUACGGAUCAUUAAACCUAAUAGCUAAUGAAACAACGGUAAUAGAAACUCACGACCCGUCAAAGUUGUUUGACUUGAGAAUUGACCAACCAUGGUCAGAGUUGCAGCAAUUUGCCGAUUCUUUCAAUUUGGAUGAAUUGGAUGAUCAAGAACAUGCUCACGUCCCUUAUAUUGUCAUCUUCAUCAAGGCGUUGCAAUUUUGGAAACUUGAGCAUGAGGGAAACCUGCCAUCAAGUUAUCAUGAAAAGAAAUCAUUCAAGGCUCUUGUUGAGUCAAUGUCAAGAAACAUCAAUAUAGAAACAAACUUCAUUGAAGCUUUGCAAUCGUGCCAUCGAGCUUUUCAAAAAACUGAAGUACCCUCCAGUAUACAAACUUUGGUUGACUCAAUUGACUCGAAAACUUUUGAUGGAAAAACACCACUAUUUUGGAUCUACAUCGCUGCAUUAAAAGAGUUUUUGCAGUUGAACAGCAAUAUUCUUCCCUUGCCAGGUAAACUACCUGAUAUGGCAUCGGAUACCAAAAACUAUACUAAUUUAUCACGUCUUUAUCGUGAAAAAGCUUUAAAGGACCAAUACCUUUUCACAGAUCAAGUCCACAACAUACUAAAUCGAAUCGGUAGAGACCAAGAGACUGUGACUUCCGAGUCGAUAGCAACAUUUUGCAAAAACGCUCUGUUGUUAUUCGUUACUUCUGGGUCGAAGCAUUUGCUCAAUGAAUCUCUUUUGACACUCCUUGGUCCAUCAAGUGAAUUACUAGAGUCAAACACUACCCCCACUGCAGAAUCGAAUAUGAUUUCCAUCUACGUGGGAAUUCUAACCUACAAUGCAUAUAUUGAGCAACACAAAGUAUCACCAACGAUUGACGACCUUGACGAGUUCCUUUCCGUAUAUCGAUCCACUAUAUUGCAUUCAAACUCAGCUACAUCUAUAAAUACACCACCACCACCUCAUCAAGUGCAGUCGUCUACUUUGGAAAUCUUUAAGGAAAUUUUGUUGCACAAUUCAACCAAUUAUCCUAACUUGAGUAGUAUCAUGGGAGGAGUUGCCAGCCAAGAAAUUUUGAAAUUGACAACUGCGCAAUACAUUCCCUUGGACAAUUUGUUCAUAUUCGAUGGGAUAAAAUCUAGUAGUGAACGAUUCAAAAUUCAGUAA